UUUUCCCAAAUCGCAAACUAGAGCGCCACGCAGCCAAAAAUUAGCUUUCUCCUUCACCGACGAAAAUGCCGUACUAUUCCAGGGCAGAUGCCGACGCCGUCGACGACUUCGACGAGUACGAUCCAACGCCAUACGGCGGCGGCUAUGACAUCCACUUGACCUAUGGUCGCCCAAUUCCCCCAAGCGACGACACCAGCUACCCAAUGGGCCAAUCCGCCUCCGACGAGAUCGACUACGAUCGCCCUCACUUCUCGUCCCAGUCGGAGCCCUCUGCCUACGGCGACGAGGCUCUGAACUCCGAGUACAGCAGCUACUCCCGCCCUAAGCCCCGACCUGGUCCCGCUUACGGCUUCCAGCCCGGCGGGGGCAGGCCUGCCGGUGAGUCAGAGCACGGAUCUGGAUACGGUGGGAGGACUGAGAUCGGUGGCGGCGGCGGAUAUGGCGGGAGGACUGAGACCGAGGGCGGUGGAUACGGCGGCGGGAGGACAGAGACUGAAUACGGAUUUGGCGGCGGCGGAUAUGGUGGAAGAACCGAAUCUGAGCACGGAUCGGGUUACGGGCGUAAGCAGGAGUCCGAGUAUGGUGGAUCGGGCUAUGGGCGUAAACAGGAAUCUGAAUAUGGAUCCGAAUACGGCCGUCAGCCGGAACCCGAGUACGGAUCUGGCUAUGGCCGUAAGGAGGAACCCGAAUACGGCCGGCAGCCGGAAUCCGAGUACGGAUCUGGCUAUGGCCGUAAGGAGGAACCCGAAUACGGCCGGCAGCCGGAGCCUGAGUACGGAUCUGGGUAUGGCCGUAAGCAGGAAUCCGGGUACGGUGGCAGGACUGAAUCUGAAUACGGGUCGGGUUAUGGAGGGAGGACGGAGCCCGAGCCCGAGCUCGGAUCUGGUUACGGUCGCCAGACUGAAUCAUCAGAGUAUGAAGGCGGUGGUGGGUCUGAAUAUGGAAGGCGAAAGCAGAGCUAUGGAGAGGAAGGUGAAGGUUAUGAGAGGCGCCAGGAGACGACUGAUUACGGCUCUGGGGGUUACCGCAGACAAGAUAGCUCCGAGAAGCCUGCUUAUGGGAGGCGCCGCAGUGAUGAUGAUGAUGACGAUGAUGAGGAGAAGUCUCGCAGCCAGUAUGGCCAUGGUGGUGGUGAAGAAGGCUAUGGCCGCAAGAAAUAUGGAGAUAAUGACUCUGAGGAGGAUGACGACGAUGAUGAUGAGAAGAAGAAGCAUCGCUAUAAGCAUCAGCACCAUCGCCGCAAUGAUGAUGAUGAAUGAUCGAUUCAUCAGCCCCUGUUAUAUGGAGAACAACACUAUGCCUGCCACGCUUAUCUAUCUACUACUAAAUAACGAAGAGUGUUGAGGAGGCAUGGUUAUUAUCUUGGAUUGUGUAUCAUGGGAGUGUUCUGUACUUCCGUUCGUCAUAUCGGAGUGUGUAUGUGUUGUUUUCCUUUCUUUUCUGAGCUUUUAAACCCUAAGAUCACUCUUAUCAUAUCAAGCUCAUGGGUUGGUGUGCUGCUUCCUACUUUCCUUCCAAACGAGUGUCAAGCUCAUGGGUUGGUGUGCUGCUUCCUACUUUCCUUCCAAACGAGUAUAGGUGUGAAAACAUAGCCCGACCCGAUUAACCCGCCCGAUCAACACGACCCGCAACUCGACCGCAACCCGAAUUGACUAAAAAUCAACAACCCGUAACCCGCCCGACCCGCAACCUGAUUGACCCGCAACCCAACUAACCCGCAACCUGACUAACCCGCAACCCGACCCCGAUUGACCCGCAACCCGACUGACUCGCAACCCGAACCCGAUUGACCCGAACCCGACUAACCCGUAACCCGACCGACUCAACCCGAAUUUCAUCUAAUCCACUUUAAUAAUUAUUAAAAUAUACAAUACAUAGUUUUUCAAAAUAAAGUUUUUCAUUAUAAACUUAAGUAAAUUUA
Molecule: messenger RNA, 1921 nt
Organism: Linum trigynum
Lineage: Eukaryota; Viridiplantae; Streptophyta; Magnoliopsida; Malpighiales; Linaceae
Source: the annotation of a GenBank genome assembly